Messenger RNA from Exserohilum turcica Et28A, 2382 nucleotides. RefSeq lists its product as uncharacterized. Gene Ontology annotation, molecular function: molecular adaptor activity; GTP binding; GTPase activity. NCBI's taxonomy places the organism in Eukaryota, Fungi, Ascomycota, Dothideomycetes, Pleosporales, Pleosporaceae. Gene Ontology annotation, biological process: cytoskeleton-dependent cytokinesis. The record is from RefSeq and is a predicted model, not a curated record. The transcript has 4 exons. Gene Ontology annotation, cellular component: septin complex; cell division site; septin ring. The coding region runs from base 1 to 2382 and encodes 793 amino acids.
AUGCGACCGCUACUGGGCGGCGACGCCGCCACUCCUGCUGUUAAGCCGCCGCGCUCUCGCAAGCCGAGCGUCGACCAUGUCGCCCCCGUAUCCAACGUACCCACUUCGUUCGUCUUCAAGCGCCUCGAGGACCUGGAGCAGCCCGCAGCUCCGCUUCACGCCGCAAGCCCCGUGGCCAGGCAGGACCAUGGCACCUUUGGAGUGCAGAGCCUCGCAGAUACCCUGGAAGCUGCCUUUGGCCCCGACGAUGCGCCCAGGGGCACCGAGUCGCACAAGACCACCAAGACCAAGGCGCAUAGGCCAAAGAGCUCGAGAUCCGUGUCGCAUGGCUCCUCGACUGAUUCUCCCGCGCUGCCAGAGGCUACCAAAGCCGCAACGUCCCACAAAUUGAAGAGGGACCUCUCCAACCACGGUUCUCUACCCUUGAAGCUGCCUGGCGCCGAUGUACCCUCGCCAUACCCUGCAUCUGCCAUGCCUAGCACACCGACUUCGGCUUCCAUCACUUCGCUGAAACUGUCCGACGAGGAGUUUGCCAUGGAGGAAUUUACCAGCCAAGCUGCCAUGUCGAGCGGAGAGGAGGAAGAGCAAGUCGAAGUACAGCAAGACGUCAUGAGCUUUCCACAGCUAGUUAUGCCUGUCAUGCAGAUGCCCAAGAGAAGGCCAUUUACAACCAAAGGCAAAGCCAUGAGCAAGCUGAAGAUUAUGAUCGCGGGCGAAAAAGGCGUCGGCAAAUCUUCUCUUGUUCGCUCCAUCGUCCAGGCAUGCGAGGAUAUUGUUCACGUAGACCCUCUGUCGUCAAACUCACCGCCACGGACGCCCAAGCACGGGUCUCGCGCAAAGAAACGAGGGCAUGCGGGUACAACACGAGUCGCCGAGAUCCAUGCAAGCACGAAGCCGUACCCACACUGGUGGACUGACUUGGACGAAACUCGUGGGCUGCGAAGGAGGAAGAGCAUAACCGACAGCGUCUUGGAGAGAAACAUUUGUUUUGUUGAUACCCCCGGAUACUCACCAGGACCGACAGAUGGAGAGUACAUGGGUACCGUCAUAAACUACGUGGAAUCUCUCUUGUACCAGAUCUCAUCAGUCGUGUCGCUACAGGACAACGAUGCACUUGGACUUGUCAGCGGUAGUGGUGGCGUCUUGGUUGACGUUGUAAUCUACCUGUUGUCGCCAGGUAAAGACAUCACCAAGGACAUUGAGUGCAUGCAGCGUUUGUCACACCUCACCAACGUCAUUCCCAUCAUAGCGAAGUCCGACACGCUUCCCGCGCACGAAGUUGUAGCACUGAAGACUUCGAUUCUCGCUCAGCUACAGACAACUGCCUUCAAGCCCUUCUUCUUUGGAGAGACGAUAGACGACGCAUUACUCAAAGUACAGGCCCUCCCCUUGGCAAAGACUGCUGUCUCUGGCGUGUCAAGUGAAGCAGCUCAAUACCCCUUCACAACGCCUACCUACCCGUAUGCGGUCUCGUCUACUCUUGGUCCAGACCACGAGACUAUGGAUGCGUCGCUGCUCAUGUCACCAGACUAUGUGCAGCCCCUUUUACCCUCUGAAUUGACGACGCUGGUAAAACAAAUAUUUGACCCCGAAUCUAUUACUUGGCUUCGACAUGCAGCAGCGAAGAAGUUUGUGACAUGGCGCCGUAGGAUGAAGCUUCCUGGUGACUCGACCAUGCUACAAGGCAUGAUUCAGCCACGCAGUCCAACAGCGGCUUCAGUGGGCCUCAACGGGGCUGUGGCCAAUUCAUCUUCUGUUUUCUCGGCCAUGUCGCCAUCGGGUGUGCUGGUACCAGGCUCAGGGUCGCCAUUCUACCCGUCGAACCUACAGUCUCCAAUGUUUGCGUCUUCUACAUCCCUAGCAAACUCGGAGGCGCUCGAACCCCCAGGAAACUUUUCUCUGGCGAGAUAUGGCAACUCUCUGCAAAACGAACAACCCUUCAGUGAAAUCCGGAUUGCGCGAUGGGCUACAGAUCUGCAGCGGAGCCGUCGCAACGAGCGAGACCGAUUCGAAGAGCUUCAGAGCAACGAGAGAGCAAAGUGGCUGCUUGAACGCGUUAGCGAAGAAGUUUCCAAAGGCACGAUCGUGGCAUCUCCUGAUGGUGCUCCGAGAGCCGAAUGGGCAAUGGUCAGACACUGUGAUGAGAAGAAGGUUCGCAGUGCUAGCCAGCGAUAUGCCAAAGCCGUCGGACUCGACUCGCGCGAUCCCCUCGGUCUCUGCAACCUUAGCGAUGAGCUCAAGAGACAGAGCUAUGUCCUCGUCAAGGUCCUCGGUGGCGUUAGUGUUCUGGGUGCCGUCACUAUAGCCGUCAUGAGAGCCUGUGGCGUCGAGACUACGCUCUCGCCGAGUUCGUGGUGGCAUUGGGUCACGGCCACAAACUAG